This is a messenger RNA of Danio aesculapii, 4901 nucleotides long. RefSeq names its product DNA topoisomerase II binding protein 1 (gene topbp1). Gene Ontology annotation, biological process: mitotic G2 DNA damage checkpoint signaling; mitotic DNA replication checkpoint signaling; DNA replication initiation. The transcript is spliced from 28 exons. Bases 224 to 4801 code for a protein of 1525 amino acids. NCBI's taxonomy places the organism in Eukaryota, Metazoa, Chordata, Actinopteri, Cypriniformes, Danionidae. The record is from RefSeq and is a predicted model, not a curated record.
AUGGCGCGAAUCGCUGUAAUAUAGCUUUACACGUCUAGAUUUGAUAAAUAAACUAGACAGAAUCGCUAAUGAUUUAUCGUAGUAUUAUUAUAUGCUGUUUCUACCUGUGUAGAUGCACAAAAGUCAUAAAACGAAGCUGAAAUGUGGUGAACGUCUUUUAGGAGAUUUAAGUUUUAAUCGUCGCACAGAUACUUGCGCAGUAACUUAGCGAUUACAUGUCACCAUGUCAAAAGCCAGCAAGGAUGCAUACAUUGUGAAGUUUGUUGAAAGCAAUGGACAAAAGAGAGAUGUGGCUCUCCAGGCCUAUAAGGCAAUAGUGGAGUUGCAGUCAGAGAAAUAUGUGCAGAUGGUGGAUGAGGAAGCGGCUCUAGAGCUGGACCACAAUGACAAAUCACUGUUUGUGUUCAGUGACUUCACCAGUACUGCCUUUGACCACUGCAGAAGGCUGGGAUGCAGGAUUGUGAGUCCUCUAGUAGUGCUUUUCUGUCUGCAGAGGCAGAGAUGUGUGCCCAAAGCAGAGCAGCCUGUGUAUAACAUGUCUAUGGCUGAUGUCACAGUCUCCUGCACUAACCUCGACAAAGAGGCACGGAGUGAAGUGAUGGAUCUUAUCCAGCUGAUGGGUGGACGGGUCUACCGGGAUCUCAACGUGUCUGUUACUCACCUUGUGGCAGGUGAAGUGGGGAGUAAAAAAUAUCUGGUGGCAGCAAGCCUUGGGAAGCCCAUCCUGUUACCCAGCUGGGUGAAAGCAUGCUGGGAAAAGUCUCAGGACAGUGUUUUCCAUCACUCUGAGCUGAAUACAGAGGAUUAUCGGUGUCCAGUCCUAAAAGGCUGUACAGUGUGUGUGACGGGCCUCUCUACUGUUGAACGUAAAGAGGUUCAAAGGUUGUGUGAUCAGAAUGGAGCCACCUACACAGGGCAGCUCAAGAUGAACGAGUGCACUCACCUCAUUGUCAAUGAACCCACUGGUCAGAAAUAUGAGUUUGCCCGUAAAUGGAACGUAUACUGUGUGUCCCUGCACUGGCUAUUUGACAGCAUAGAGAAGGGCUUCUGUCAGGAUGAGAGCAGGUAUGCCGUGGAGCGUGGAGAUAAGAGAAAAACUGAGGAUAAGUCUGGCAGACCAAAUACUUCUACUCCUACAGGACACAGCAGGAGUAAAGAAGAUGGUCCCUCGCUAUUGGGAUUGAGUCAUAUCUCCAACAUCAGCCUUAAUGUCAAUGAAACGGCCCUCACUACAGCAGGAAUCAGCCACAUAGAGAUGCCUGAUCCAGUCGACUCAUUUGACAUCACCGUCUGUCGAGUUGAUGACUUGCUGGACGGCUGUAAGUUGUAUCUGUGUGGCCUGUCAGGAAAGAAACUGGAGAAAUUGAGGCGAAUGGUGAACACUGCCGGAGGUCUGCGCUUUAACCAGCCCACCCAAGAACUUACACAUAUAGUAAUGGGAGAAGCAGACCAGGGAAUCAAAGCCUUCCUUGACAACGCAACUCACAGACCUCAUAUAGUGACCGUGCAGUGGCUUCUAGACAGUUUUUCCCGUGGUUCCUUGCUCCCUGAGGAUGGCUACUUCCACCAGUCUUUCUUGCCCCCAGCCCUAGCCGCUGUUGAUAUACCUGCACUUCACAAAGCUGCCCCUCGUGCCUCCAGACCCUCUGUAGCUCCCCCUCCUGCCCCUAGUCCAGCCCGACAGUCCAGAGCAGAGGAAGACCUGCUCUCCCAGUACAUGGGGAACGACCAGACUGUGGUGGAACUGCCUCAGGACACUGACGAUACCAGCAGGAGGCAUGGCGUUUUACUUCCAGAACCUCUGGUUGAAGGGAAGGACUCCACUUUGGCUGAAGCCUCAGAGGGUGGCCUUUUUUCAGGGAAGCGCUUCAUUUUGGUUGGUUUCGGAGCUGAGGCUGAAGCCCAGCUGUCAGAGCUAGUCAUGGAAAACGCUGGGAAGAUUUUGGUUGGCCGAUCGAGAGCUGUGGCGCAUUAUGCUAUCGUGCCGCUGCUGGGCUGUGACGUGGAGGCAACAGUAGAUGAGGUUGCCACAGAUACCUGGCUGGCCAUGUGUGUGGAGCAGCAGUGUGUGUUGCCACUUGCCUCUCAUCCUCUGUUCACUCCAGUGGCAGUGAGAGAAGGCUUCUCUCCUCUUAAAGACUGUGUGCUGUCAGUCAGUCAGUUCACUGGAGCUGAGAGAGAUUCACUCAUUCAGCUCGCCAAACACCUGGGAGCGAGUGUCCAGGAUUACUUUGUGCGGACUGCUAAUCAAAGGAAGGGAAUGCUGGCCAGCACACAUUUGGUUCUCCAGACACCUGAGGGCACCAAGUACCAGGCAGCUCAGAAGUGGGGUCUGCCUGCAGUCACAAUUCGCUGGGUUUUAGAAUCUGCUAGAACAGGGAAACGUGCAGAUGAGGGCCAAUACCUGGUUGACUUGCCACCUUCUCCAGAGAGAACAGAAGACAGUUUUGUUGGAGCGUCUCAAAAAGAUCCUCCACCACUGCGCCUACAUCAGCGCUCACCAGAGCUCCCCUUACUGGGCCCACAAAAUAGUGAUGCCAUCACCCCUCUGGACACAGCUCGCUUUCAGAGUCGCACUGUCCGCUCAGCGGUCAGGAAGCUAAAACAGGGAGAGGAGGAGCAGGCCGAGGUGGCCACCCCAGGACAGGAGGAUUCCAAAGGAGCACAGCAGAAAGACUCAUCUCUCCAUCUAGAUACUCCCUCUCGCUUUCUAAGCAGAGACAAACUCUUCGGGCCAUCAUUUAACACAAAGGAUGUGUUUGACCAUUUACAGACUCCUGGUAAUAUAUCCCAGCAAGGUCAAGGGGCGGAGACUCCUUUGUCAGAUGUCAUCGAGAGGAACCUUAAAGCUGCCGUUGCUAACAGCAACCGCAGUCACGUCACAAACCUCGCAGCCAUGACUGCCAGUCCACAACUGGGGAAAGAGCCUGAACCUGAGGUGGAGCAGAAGGCCGCAGCUCCUCUUAGUGGGGUGGUGGUGUGUGUGAGCAAGAAAUUAAGCAAGAAACAGAGUGAACUCAAUGCAGUGGCCGCUUCUCUUGGUGCAGAGUUUAGAUGGUCUUGUGACGACUCGGUCACUCAUUACAUCUACCAGGGUAAAGUGGGAGACAACAGUAAAGAAUACAGAGCUGUCAAAGAGAGAAGACUCUAUAUAGUUUCACAACACUGGCUACAGGCUUGUGCAGAUGAGCAGAAGCAUGUGUCGGAGUCGCUUUACCCUUUUACAUUCAACCCCAAAAUGAGCCUCACUAUGAGUCAGAUGGCAGAUUCCACUCAGAGAUCACCUCCUUCUGCUACCCCCCGCACCAGACUGAGAACUUUUGCUGAGAAUGAGGAGACCAGGUUGGGCCCUGAUGAUGACAUUACAGACAUCUCAACUCCUAAGCAAGGCAGUUUGGGAGAGCCUGAGAAAGAUCAAACCAUCAGCACAGAGAAGAAAAAUCUCACAGAAACACUGGAGAUGAGAGAGAGUCUUCAAAGGCAGCUUCAGGAGAUCAUGUCUGCCACUAAACUGACCAGCGGUCGUCGAGGUUCCUCGCGGUUGGCAAGAACAGGUCCAGGGGGGCUGGAUUCUCCCCACACCCCUGACAGCCUGGGACGAAUAACCAGACGCAGCCGAAAUUUAGAGGCCAUACGGAUGUCACGUCAGGUGUCUGUGGAUCUGAACACAGAGCCGUCCCAGAGUGAGCAGAUCGUUUGGGAUGACCCCACAGCACGAGAAGAAAGAGCUAAACUGGCUGAUAACUUGCAGUGGCCUGGCAGCCCCUCUCAGCACUCUGAACCUCUGACGCUCGUCCCACCGCCACACUCUGACCACACAGCCAAUGGCAGAGACUCCAUGACUGACUCUGAACUGGUGGAAAUGGCUGCAUUUGAAGUUAUUGAUGCGCAGCUAAAGCCAAAGGGGACCUCAUCUCGAGUCGACACACUACACAACCCUAAAACACCUGAAGCACCUAGUAUUGCUUUCCCCGUCUCUAAGACUGCAGCCCUUCCUCUUCCACGGAUUGAAGAUGAGGAUGAGGAGGAAGAGUUGAAGAAGGAUCCUCCACGAUUCCUGCUUUCAUCGUUGAAUCCACAGGAACGCAUCGACUACAGCCAUCUCAUAGAGGAACUUGGUGGUGUUGUGCUGGAGAAGCAGAGUUUUGACCCAAGCUGCACUCAUGUGAUUGUGGGUCACCCUCUGAGGAAUGAGAAGUAUCUGGCCGCUAUGGCCGCGGGCAAGUGGGUCCUUCACCGCUCAUACCUGGAGGCCUGCCGAGCAGAAGGACACUUUAUACUGGAGGAUCAGUACGAGUGGGGCAGCAGCUCUAUACUGGAAGCUUUGCCAUCCAUCAACUCACAACAGAAGAGACUGGCACUGGCCGCCAUGCGUUGGAGGAAAACACUACAAGGCUGCUCAAACAAGGAGGGAGCGUUUGGCGGCUGGAUUGUGAUGCUGAAUAUUGACCAGGCCAGAGAGGCUGGUUUCAGAAGACUUCUGCAGUCUGGGGGAGCUAAGGUGCUGCCAGAUCCUUCUCCCUCACUGUUUAAAGAGACCACUCACCUGUUUGUGGAUUUCAGUCGGUUAAAACCAGGUGAUGUCAGAGUGGACAUCAGUGAGGCUUCGGCUCAUGGGGUCAAAUGUCUUAAACCAGAAUACAUCGCUGAUUAUCUCAUGCAGGAACCGUCUCCUUCAAUGGGCGCUUACUAUCUUCCUGGAGCAGCUGCCAAUGAAUCAGAGAAGGUUGUAGAUGCAUCUUCACGCAAACGGAAAGCCUCUGGGGACAUGUCUACAUUGAAGAAAAGCCGUAUGAGAUGAAACCCUCCUACUUCAUGCUCAAGUUAAAUAUUUAAGUCAUUUUACAUUACAUUGUACAUGAAUUCUGGUUUGUCAAUAAAAAAAUUAUUCAGAAUGUGAA